Messenger RNA from Aspergillus glaucus CBS 516.65, 3036 nucleotides. RefSeq names its product transcription factor domain-containing protein. The record is from RefSeq and is a predicted model, not a curated record. NCBI's taxonomy places the organism in Eukaryota, Fungi, Ascomycota, Eurotiomycetes, Eurotiales, Aspergillaceae. Bases 1 to 3036 code for a protein of 1011 amino acids. Gene Ontology annotation, biological process: regulation of DNA-templated transcription; DNA-templated transcription. Gene Ontology annotation, molecular function: DNA-binding transcription factor activity, RNA polymerase II-specific; zinc ion binding; DNA binding. The transcript has 5 exons.
AUGCAAAAUCCAACUCCCGGACUUGGGACCGCUCAGGAUAGGCGCUUUGUGCCAAAGAGCGCAGCACCCAAUAUCAAGGGCCAUGAGCCUCUUCCCCGAAGGCGCAAUGCACUGACGUGCGAUAUGUGCCACAAGAAGAAGACAAAAUGCGAACUCGAAGGAUCCAAUACUGUCUGUGUACAAUGUAUGCGCCGUAAUACGAGAUGCAAAUAUACCACAAGGAGGGAGAAACGAGAGAAUCUUAAGAGAUCGCAAUACGUAAAGGAACUGGAGGAACGCGUGAGAAGGACCGAGUCUUUGCUCAAAGCAGCUGGUCUAUUAGACGAAGAGGGCGCCGGCCAGGACGAACUCGUUGACGGCGAGGGAGACCAGCCGGACAGCGACAGCGAACAUGAUAAUGGCCGAAAUGAGGAUAUCUCUGGAACGAAAAAUUCGGGGGCCAUAACGGAUAAUCAACCGCGUCGUCAUUUGUCGACGGGCCAGAAGUCAGGCUCUACGACAGGCAACCUUGAUCGAAGCUCGUGCCCUCCACUCGGGCCAAAACGUCCGCCCACGAAUCGUGAGCGCAAAUACUCAGCUACCGGUUGUAGUGACCUUCAACAUAUUCCGGUUCUCAGGGCAGAUGAUAGGGAGGAGUCUCGAUACUAUGGACGAUCUUCCUCCAUGUCUAUCCUGUCGCGACAAGGGAUAGAAUGGAUCAAAGAAAAGACCGGCGACGUCAAAUUUCUCAGCUUUUUGACCACCGAUUCGGACAAAGAUAGCCCUUGGGAUUACUGGCGGCCAGAUGUGUUCCACGAUCUGUUUUCUUCGCAAGUCUUCAAGCCUCUUCCGUCAAGAUCAGAAGUGUUCUCGUUAAUGAAAGAUUACUUUCGCACAUUAAAUCGUCUGUUCCCGCUCUACCAUGAGGAAUCAUUCAUGCGCCUGGUGGAAUGGCAAUACACGCAACAAACAUGCGACGAUGCCGCCCGCUGGGCCAGUAUAAACAUCAUCCUCUCCUUGGCUUACGAAUAUCGAUUCUCCAACAGUCUGAAACCCGAAAGGGAUAAGGAGAAGGCUUGGAUGUACUUCAAAAACGCCAUGUCGGUCUUUGUCGAGUUGACUCUCCGACGGACUGAUCUGUUGAGUAUACAGGCGCUAUUGGGCAUGGCACUUUUUCUUCGCGGAAAUUCAGGGACUCAGUCGGCGUUGCCGAUUAUCACGGCAGCUAUGAGAUCUUGUCAUCGAAUGGGACUUCAUAGGGAUCUUCCCAGACCUCACUUCUCGCCUGUUGAGCAGGAGCAGAGGAAAAGGGUUUUCUGGAUUGCUUAUAUUCUUGACCAAAGCACAUGCGUCCGGUCAGGAAGCGCACCAACUCAACACGUCGACGACUUCGACGUAGACCUCCCCUCCGAAGAAGAUGACGACUACCUAGUAGACAACUUCCAGUCCUUCUUCCGCCACCUCUGCCGCCUGACCGUCAUAAAAGGCCGCAUUUGCUGUAAGCUCAACUGCACCAAAGCCCUAGACAACCGCUCCGUCGGCGAAAUCUUCCAAAUCAUCGACGAACUGAACACAGAGCUCGAAGAGUGGAAAAGAAACGGCAUCUUCGACCUCCAGUUGAAAAUGAAGCCAGCAGGAGAGGACUUUCUGUUUGGGUUUGCGACGGCUGGUCUUCGACUUGUUUAUUAUAAUUUGUUGAUCAUGGUUCAUCGUAUCCCACUGAUUGUCCAUUUCAUUCAUGCCCGUCAUAUCCCGCCAGAUAGGCAAAAGGCCUCUGAUCUACGACUAAUCGCGAACCAAUCCGCCACAUCCGCAACAAUUUGCCUCCAAGCCGCCCGGGACACCCUAAAGCUCGUGAACAGCUUGCCCUGGGGCGACAUCGCCUGGAUAUGGUCCCUACUAUACUACGUCUUCCUCGCCGUGAUAACCAUCUUCGCACAUGUAAUAGAAGACAGCCGCCACCCAAAAGCCAAAGAAGACGUCAACCUGCUCAACAUCGCCUCCACGUUCCUGGGAACCCUGAUUCCCGCCGACGGCUCGUGUAAAUACGCACGGUUCAUGGCGCAGAUGAGUGCGAAUUUCGAGCGCAUUGCGUGGGCUAAUAUUGAGAGGGUUGAGAGGGCGGGGGAGAGUUUGGAGUAUCGGGCUUCUACGUCUGUGACUGCGUCGCCGAGGCUGGGCCAUUGGCAUGCGUCUGGUAAUGAGUCGAGGAGUCCUUGCGCUUCGCAUCAUGUCCAGUGUCAGGAUUCGGGAUAUGUUACGUCUCCGGCGUCGAAUGUGAAUAUGGAGAUGAAUAUUCCGCGGGUUGAGAAUUUGCCGCAUAGUCUUGCUGUGCCUGGCCAUAAUAAUAACGACUACCACCAACCGUGUCAAGGAAUGACGGACGAAUUACCAAACAUGAGCCCCAACUACACCACCACGACCAACACCCCCGCUGCCCCCAUCAACACCCACUUCUACACAAACCCCGCCAACAACCUCUUCCCUACAAACCCCGCCCCAAUACCAACCCAAACACAAACACCAUCAACCGACACCCUCCCCUUCUCCAACCCGAACCCUGAUCAUAACCCCUGCACCGGCACAGGAACGGGAACAGGAACAGGACCCUGCGUCGUCCCCUCACCACCGAAUCUAUGGCAGAUACCACUUACGGCGGAUUGGGAGUUUAAUCAGUUCUUGAACGGUAUGCCCUCGGGUAUACUCCCCGGCCCUGGUACUGGCACCGACACGGAUACAGCAACCAACACGAGUGCAGGCUAUCCAUUUGAUCUCUCAACUCCAGGAUUAGGAAUAAAUCCUGAUCCUGGUCCUGCAGUCCCACAACCACCCACCCUAGCCCCUACUAUGGAUACCGGAAAUAUAAUGGGCUACGACUACGGCACCCAAGCCCAAGCCCAAGCCCAAGCACAAGCGCAGAUGCAGAAUCUGAACCAGGGUCAGAACCAGAGUCAGGGUCAACAGCAGCAUCAACUGUAUCAGCAGUUUAUGGAUGCGCAGACGCCGGCGCAGGUUAUUGAUAAUGUGAUUUGGUUUGGGGGGUUUGCGGGUUUUUAA